This is a messenger RNA of Colossoma macropomum (tambaqui), 2122 nucleotides long. RefSeq names its product kelch-like family member 41a (gene klhl41a). The transcript has 6 exons. Gene Ontology annotation, molecular function: protein binding. NCBI's taxonomy places the organism in Eukaryota, Metazoa, Chordata, Actinopteri, Characiformes, Serrasalmidae. The record is from RefSeq and is a predicted model, not a curated record. Bases 108 to 1886 code for a protein of 592 amino acids.
UUGGCUUCUGUCUUUGCUCUAUGUCAUCUCAGACUGUUAUAACGAAGAGAGCGAGACAAGGAGAAGCGCUUCAGUCGCAACAUCCUUCCUGAUACAUAUCUUCCAAGAUGGAACCCACGACUAUGAAAGAAGACUUGAAGCUCUAUCAGAGCACUCUGCUUCAAGAUGGUCUGAAGGAACUCCUGAAGGAGAACAAGUUUAUUGACUGCAUUCUGAAAGUAGGGGACAGGAGACUGCCUUGUCACAAACUCAUCAUGGCAGCAUGUAGCCCUUACUUUAGAGAGCUUUACUUCUCAGAAGACGGCAAAGAGAUAAGCAGCUCAAGCGAGGAGGUUGUGCUGGAAAACGUGGACCCAACCAUAAUGGACAUGAUUGUGAAUUAUCUUUAUUCUGCAGAAAUAGACAUCACAGAUGAUAACGUGCAGGACAUUUUUGCAGUAGCUAACCGCUUUCAGAUACCAUCUGUUUUCACAGUGUGCGUGAACUACCUGCAGAAAAAGCUCUCGCUGGGAAACUGCUUGGCUAUCUUCAGACUCGGGCUGGUGCUCAACUGCCCAAGGCUGGCUAUAGCAGCAAGAGACUACAUAGCUGAGCGAUUUGACAAACUGGCCAAGGAGGAGGAUUUCCUGGAGUUCAACCCUCCUGAGCUGUUUGCCAUCAUAGGAGGUGAUUCUCUCAAUGUUGAGAAAGAGGAAGUGGUGUUUGAACUUCUGAUGAAAUGGGUCAGAAAGGACAAAGAGAAUCGUGUGAAGUUUUUAGGGGAGGCCUUUGAGCAUAUCCGCUUCAGACUACUUCCAGAAAAAUAUUUCAAAGAGAAAGUAGAAAAAGACGACAUUAUCAAAGCAGAUCCUGAGCUCGUGAAGAAACUUAAGGUCAUCAAAGAUGCUUUUGCUGGGAAACUUCCAGAAAAUAAAGAAGGAGAGAACAUGCCUGGUUAUCUGAAUGACAACCGAAGACUUGGCAUGUAUGUCAAAGAGCUUAUCCUGAUGAUUAACGAUACAGCAGCCGUGGCUUAUGAUCCUGAAGAGAAUGAAUGCUCCUUAGCAGCCAUGGCAGAGCAGAUACCCCGAAACCAUGUCAGCAUCUGUACCAAGAAGAAUCAACUUUAUGUCAUAGGUGGACUCUUUGUGGAUGAAGAGAAUAAAGAAACACCCCUGCAGUGUUAUAUGUAUCAGCUGGACCCUCUUACUCCAGACUGGCUUGCUCUUCCACCACUGCCUUCUCCCAGAUGUCUCUUUGCUCUGGGUGAAUUUGAAAAUCUCCUAUUUGCUGUUGCUGGCAAAGAUUUACAAAGCAAUGAGUCUCUUGACUCUGUACUGUGUUAUGACAUUGAUAAAAUGAAAUGGACAGAGACGAAGAAACUUCCCUUGAGGACACAUGGUCACAGUGUGAUCUCACAAAAUGGACUGGUGUACUGUAUAGGAGGGAAGACUGAUGAAAAUAAGACUAUCAACAAGAUGUUUGCAUAUAACCACAAGAGGGCAGAAUGGAAGGAGUUGGCAGCAAUGAAAACACCAAGGUCCAUGUUUGGUGCAGUUGUUCACAAAGGAAAGAUUAUUGUGGUUGGAGGAGUAAAUGAGGAUGGUCUAAUAGCAUCUUGCGAAGCCUACGACUUUGGAACCAACAAAUGGGAAACUUUCCCCGAGUUUGCCCAGGAAAGGAGCUCAGUUAACCUUGUCAGUGCUGGUGGUGCACUUUAUGCAGUGGGGGGCUUCACCAUGGUAGAGACAGAUAAUAAAGAGUGUGCUCCUUCAGAAGUCACAGACAUUUGGCAAUAUGAAGAGGACAAGAAGCAGUGGGCUGGAAUGUUAAGAGAGAUGCGAUACGCAUCUAGCGCCUCUUGUGUUUCCAUGCAACUAAAUGCUGUAAAAAUGCCCAAACUGUAAAAAUGGGACUUUGUUCUGUAAGUGAUACCAUUAAGGUAUUACUUAUUUUAAGACUCAGUAAUUCCAGUACUCUGAAACUAUAGGUUAGUAGUUACAGAAAUAUAUUUAAGCAUGAAACAGGCAACUCAACUAAAGUCUAAUAGUUUUAGAGUUUGAGGAAACUAUUUGUACAAGCACAAAUGUCAUAGAUUCAAAAACAUUUGCUUUUUACAAAAAUAAAAAAUAUUUUGAGGGCA